AUGGCCACAUGCAAACCUUUGGUUCAGGGUGUAGACACAGCUGGGCUGACAUCCCCGGGCAGGGCAGGAGCAGCGCACGGCCCCAGGGAGGAGGCGGGUGGUGUGGGAAGGAGGUCGCUGCACAGACAAGCACCACCUGCCCUCGGGUUGCCGGGGGCCCGUGCGCCCCCUCCUCCCUCGGGGUACCGCUGCCCCACACCAGCCACAGAGCCCCUCGAAAAGCCCCCAGGAGGUGGGCACUGUACCUGUCAACCGGAGGAGGGCGGGCCAGCAGCAAAGCCCGCGCUGCCCACAUGCCCUGGCCGGGUGGAGUCCUGCUCCCAGCUCAGCCGGCAGGUUCCCACACGUGAGGAGGAAGAAACAAACACGCUCACUCACCAGGUCUUGCUAAACCCGUCCUCUGACCCAGCCCCGGGUCCCGGCCCAGUGGGUUUAAGAAGUGACCCCUCACCUCGAUUCUGCCAGCCCCGAACCAGCUACCGCUGGAGCCACGAGCAAGAACCAGCCCCUUCCACACCCACUGGUCACGAAGCAGGAGCUCCCGGGUGGCAGGAGGGGCCUAGGAAGACCCUCCUCCGAGGCACGUCAGAGUCCGUGGGCAGCAGCAGGAGGGCCCAGGUCCCCACCUGCCGGCUAAGUUGGGAGCAGGACUCCACUUGGGGCGGCCGCAGGGGCAGCUCGGGCUUUGGGACUGGCCCACCCUCCUCCGGGUCGACAGGUACAGUGUGCGCCCGGCUGGCCCACCCUCCUCCGGGUCGACAGGGGUUUGUCUGGGCCACUUCCUGUCCUCAGCUGCCUCCGCAGGCUGCAGGUCGAGGCAUCGCGGGGGCCGGGCUGAGCCGGACGGGCAACGGCCACAGCUCGAGGCCGGGGCCUUCCCCAGACAGUGUGGCCACAUCCCACAUGGGCCUCAGAGCCCUCCAGCGCUCACCCGACAGCCCCUUCUCCUCACCUGCCCUGCCCCGAUUCCACCCAGCAUCCUCCCGGGCCUCCCCAGGAGGUGUGGGGUGUGCCCUUUUCCCCGGGGAACCGGCCCCCAUCAGGCUCCUACUCAGACCCCAGUUGCUGACGCCCAGUCUCGGCCUGAGGUCGGGGCAAGGUCAGAGUGCGCUGUGUCCCAGGCCCAGCUCCAGGCAGGCCACACAGCCGGUGAGCACCACACCCCAGACCCCAGCGGCCGUGGCGUCCCCACCCCUGCCCACUAGGGAAGCCUGGCUCUCCCUGUUCUGUGGCCGAGGUCACGGGGCCAGCCAGGAGCUGGUGCAAACCCCGGUCUGUUUGCUCCAGAGACCCCUAAAUCCCCGUCCCUGGGAAGGGAGGGGCCAGUCACAAAAUUCCCAACAGCCCUGAACCCUCCCGGCCGGGCAGACGCGAUCGGGAACCAGGAGACGACGGCACAGGCCCUGGCGGGCGAGGCAGGAUGACGAUGCCCAGAGGAUGUCACUGAACCGUAACUGCAGGGUUUGCAGUUGGUCUGAUCAGGACCUAAGAAAGGCUGAGCGCCCGUCGGUGGGACUGUGAUUCUUAGACCUUGUCCUUUGUUUAUCUCCUGGCGUUUCACUUACGGGAGAAGCCCGCCGUCUGUCCUGGAAAGCAGCACAGCCGGACUUUGCAGACGGCCUCUGCGGCGUCAUUUAGCGCGUCCCCGGGCCCCGGCAUUUCCAAUAAACUCGUAUUUC
Molecule: messenger RNA, 1679 nt
Organism: Lemur catta (Ring-tailed lemur)
Lineage: Eukaryota; Metazoa; Chordata; Mammalia; Primates; Lemuridae
Product: collagen alpha-1(XVII) chain-like
Exons: 4
Coding region: 1-1350 (449 amino acids)
Source: RefSeq, a predicted model, not a curated record